Impatiens glandulifera is the source of this 3749-nucleotide messenger RNA. RefSeq lists its product as uncharacterized. The transcript has 18 exons. The record is from RefSeq and is a predicted model, not a curated record. Lineage: Eukaryota; Viridiplantae; Streptophyta; Magnoliopsida; Ericales; Balsaminaceae. Gene Ontology annotation, molecular function: hydrolase activity, acting on ester bonds. Bases 235 to 3489 code for a protein of 1084 amino acids.
GUAAAACAUAAGACUCUCUCUCUAUAUACACUAUUACUUACAGUACCAAAUCUAGCUUAACUUCGAAUCAUGCACAAAUUCAUAUAGUUUUCUUCAAGGCGCGAGUAGAUCUUCCAUCAGGUUGAUCUAGAUUUCCUUUAUUACUCGUCGAUCUGAAACUUCUUUCCAUUUUGCUUGUUUUGCACUAGAGUUCUUGAGUAGCCUAAUCGAUGUGGAGUAGGAAUUAAUACGACAAUGGGAGAUUUUAAAGCAAGAUGUAAAGUUGCAAUAUUGGUCAUUCUUUUCAUAUGGAUUGGUCUUUCUGCUCUUUACGGAUUGUUAAAACCAAUUUCAAAUGGAUGUGUGAUGACAUACAUGUAUCCUCAGUAUAUUCCUAUCUCAUCAUCUGAAACCAUCUCAACAUCCAAGUAUGGACUAUACUUAUAUCAUGAAGGAUGGAAGAAGAUUGAUUUUAGUGAGCAUGUAAGGAAGCUUCGCGGUGUUCCUGUUCUUUUCAUUCCUGGAAACGGUGGGAGCUAUAAGCAGGUUAGGUCAUUAGCAUCUGAAUCUGAUAGGGCGUAUCAAGGAGGUCCACUUGACAGUACAUUUUAUCUAGAAGCCUCUCUUGACGAUAUGAGCUCGGCUGGAUUUUCUUUACCAAGGCAGUAUACUUCCAUGCUAGAUUGGUUUGCUGUGGACCUUGAAGGUGAACAUUCUGCAAUGGAUGGUCAAAUUCUGCAAGAACAUACAGAAUAUGUGGUUUAUGCUAUUCACAGGAUUCUUGACCAAUAUAACGAUUCACGUGAAACUCAAGUAAAGCAGGGAGGUUCUUUCUCUAGGAGUCUUCCAAAGAGUGUUAUAUUGGUGGGUCACUCAAUGGGAGGGUUUGUUGCUAGAGCUGCAACCAUACACCCGCAUUUGAGAAAGUCAGCUGUUGAAACAAUUGUCACUCUAUCAAGCCCUCACCAGUCACCCCCUAUAGCAUUGCAACCUUCCUUGAACCACUAUUAUGAUAAUGUGAAUCGGGCUUGGCAAAAGGGAUAUGAGUCUCAUGUUUCAAGAAGCGGACUUCAUCUAUUGGAUCCUCCUCUCUCUCAUGUCGUUGUUGUCUCCAUCUCUGGUGGAAUUCAUGAUCAUCAGGUGCGGACCAAGUUAGAGUCCCUGGACGGUAUUGUUCCUCCCAGUCACGGUUUUAUGAUAAGCAGUUCCAGCAUGAGGAAUGUCUGGUUAUCAAUGGAACACCAGGUUAUCAUGUGGUGUAAUCAACUUGUUGUGCAAGUGUCCCAUACAUUGCUCAGUCUGGUGGACCCACAAACUGAUCAGCCAUUAGUUGAUCCAAGGAAGAGACUUACUGUAUUCACUAGAAUGCUUCAAAGUGGGGUACCACAAAGUUCAAAUUUGUUGAAGAAUUCAUUAACUCGUCCACUGUCGAAAUUUCAUGUUGAAGAUGGGAAACAGCUUGCUGGAACUCAGGGGCAUGAGCUUUCUCCUUGCCCUUCUAAUCUUCAUUGGGGUGAUGAUGGUCUAGAACGCGACCUAUAUAUCCGGACAGCUACUGUUACUGUUCUAGCAAUGGAUGGGAGAAGACGUUGGAUGGAUAUCAGAGAACUGGGUUCCAAUGGGAGCAGCAACUUCUUACUUGUUACAAAUCUUCAACCAUGUACGGGGAUCAGGCUGCAUCUUUGGCCUGAGAAAGGAAAAUUAGGUUCUGACCUUCCAGUCAGUCAAAAAGUUCUAGAAGUAACAAGAAAAAUUAUGCAAAUUCCUUCAGGACCAACACCGAAGCAGAUUGAACCAGGUAGUCAAACUGAACAACCUCCUCCAUCAGGUGUAUUGUGGUUGAGUCCUGAAGACAUGCAUGGCUUUCGGUUCUUGACCAUCUCAGUCGCACCUCGUCCGACUAUUUCAGGCAGGCCUCCCCCUGCAGCUUCUAUGGCAGUUGGGCAGUUCUUCAAUCCAAAAGAUGGGUUGACAGAGUUAUCCCCUUGGGUGUUGUUUUCAUCAUCGUAUUCUGCUGAGAACAUAAUAUUGGAAGAGAAUCAUCCUCUUGCUAUCAACUUAUCACUGGCUAUUGGUGUGGGUCUUUUACCAGCUAAGUUAUCUUUGAGAGCGACAGGAUGUGGAAUUAAAAGAUCUGUAUUGACUGUUGAGAAUUCUGGAAAUGUGGAGAAUAGCAAACUUUGCAAAUUGCGCUGCUUUCCACCUGUAGCACUUGCCUGGGAUGUUACAUCUGGUCUUCACAUAUUCCCAAACUUUUAUUCAAAGACCAUUAUGGUAGAUUCUUCAUCAGCACUUUGGGGUUCCUCAUGGGGUCCUGAGAAAACCUCCGUUAUCUUGUUGGUUGAUCCACAUUGUUCUUACAUUGUGAGUCUAUCUGUUUCUUCCACUGCUGCUGCGGGGAGAUUUUUGUUGUUGUACGGCACAGAGAUUGUUGGGUUUUCAAUUGCUAUAAUAUUUUUUGCCUUAAUGCGGCAAGCACAUGCCUGGGAGCAUAAUUUGUCUGUACCAUCAAUAUUGUCAGCUAUUAAUUCCAAUUUGAGAAUACCACUACCAUUUACGAGUCUUGUUGUUUUGCCUCUCUUGGUCGUUCAAAUAUUUUCUUUCAUAAUGUAUCGUCCCUGCCCUCCAUUUUUAAGCUUCGUCUCCAUAUCAACCAGUUGCUAUAUGUUUGCCAAUGGUGCCAUGAUUAGUUUGGUAUUAAUCUCCCGAUGGAUCUUCUACGUGGGUGCAUCAAUACAUGUUUGGAUCAAAUUACGUUUUCAACUAUGGGAAAGAAGCUUUAGUCUUGCAUUUUUUAGUUGGUUUAUCAAUCUUUCUUCUAGCUUCUUAUCAUUAAAGGCAGUUAAGAUUGCAAUAUUGAAUCCCUUGCUAGUUACUGCAAUUGUUGCAAUCAGCCUUGUGUGCUUUGUUCAUCCGGCACUGGGACUAUUUGUUUUGCUUGUGUAUCAUGCGCUGAGCUGUCAUAGGACAUUGUCCAGCUUCUUGACUGCUUCUUCUUCUCAUGCUCGGGCCGAGGAAUCGUCGUCCUCCAACGAAAGCUCCCUUUCUGAUGAUAGUUGUUGCAACACUCCAGAAUCUUCUAAAAGCUUUAGUGAAACCCAAUUGGAGAUAUUCCACCACCAACACGGCUUGCUUAUCUUGCAUCUUCUUGCACUACUGAUGUUUGUCCCAUCCCUAGUGGCAUGGUGGCAGAGAAUGGGCAUGGGUCAAACCUUUCCGAGGUUUGUGGAUUCUGCUUUAUGCAGUGCAGUGAUCCUCCACGCCGUUUGUGAUUCAAAGCCUGAAUUCAAUUUCUUUUUCUUUCCGUUGGCGAAAAUCUUCCCUAGUUGGGAGUUAAGAUUGAGUUUUGCCUAUAUGAUCGGUGGUUAUUAUACUUUUAUCAGUGGAUUAAGCCAAGAACCGUAUAAAGCAUUCUACCCAAUGGGAAUUAUCGGGUUAAUUUCCUUGGUUUACAGGAUCGUCCGAAGAAGAAAUGGAAGUAAUAGCCGCAAACAUUCUCAUAGACACUAAAGAAAGGAGCUUAAGUUGGUGGUGUUGUUGUUGUUGACCGAUUUAAAACAUUUUUGGUUUUGUUUGGUGGCUGGCUAUCAGAUUUAGAGCUUUUUUGGAUUUUUCUUCCUUGUCCGUUUGUCUGUCAAUAGUAAAGAAACAUAGUCUCAUUGGAUUCAACGUUUUUCUUUCUUGUGGAUGAUAGAUAACAAAGGCAAGGACGAGAUGCCGCACAAGACUAGAUCAGCUUCUUUUCUUUGUUAUAUAUUAUUUGUUUGAUA